GUUAUAUUUGAUAUUUAAUUAAUGUGUACCGGACUGGAAAUUGACGAAUCAAAUUUAAGUCCUGUUAAAUAAUGCUCGUAACUCGUAGCCCGUAGCCCAUAGCCCCAAUUUUCACUUUUAAAAACCUGUCCAGUUUCAUUUAGUUUCAAUCGUGGCAGAGGAGCAGAACGACAGAACCGAACUGCGGAAGAGGAACGGAAAAACGGGGAAUUCCACAUAGAGUAGAGAAUAAUUUCACAUAACGAGAGUAUUUGCUUGUCAUUCGUGUGUCCAAAGUCAAACAACAUUUUGCGCUCGUAUUUUUAAUUCGAAAUCAAGUUAAAUCACGAUGGUGGAAGAAAUUCGUGUCAUGUGGUGCGAUGCAUUAGAGGAAUUGCUGCAAUGUCCUGUAUGCUUAGAUACAGCGCAAGGUGUAAAAGUUCAAUGUACAAAUGGACACCAUAUAUGUAAUCAGUGCAGAAUACAACUGCAAAUAUGUCCUAUAUGCAAAUGCUCCUUUAUCGUUACAAGAAAUUUGGUAGCGGAACAACUGUCAGCUAAAUUGCAGGAGAUUAAGUUAUCAUUAUUACAUCCGUAUCACGCACUCAAUAGAAGAAUCUUGCAUAAUAAAGUAUGUGUGGCUACUCAAACCGAGGCUGCUUGCAUACCUUCCACAUCCUCUGCUUGUCAAACUGAAUCUGUAAAUCCAUCUAGAUCUCUUAUUUUGAAAAAUGAACAACAGCUACAACAACAAAGACCAAUGAUAAAUUUAGCACCUAGAGUAGGAAAAGGAGUAUUUCCAUGUCGAAUCGGUUCCUGCACAGUGGAAUUACCACAUGGAAGAAUUAUCGGUCAUAUAAGAUAUCACCAUAAAGAUGUAUUUUAUGAGUUCAGCACAAAAGGUACUGUAUUUAAGAAAAAAUGGGACUUAGAAUACAUCAUAAAUCGGGAUUAUGAUUACGCUUUCCACAUCAAAGAAAUGGGACUUUUCUUUCUAAAAGUUGCUGUAAAUCAUAAAGGUGGUCUAAUAGCUUACAUACAAAUUGUCAAUUGUAUGACUGUGAGCAAACAGUUUGUUUAUACAUUUGAGGCAACUGGAUCAUAUAAUGCCUCUUAUACUGGUCCGGUAAAAUCGUGUAGAGUAAGGACGGAGUCUGUUUCCGAUUGUUUGCAUAUACACGAGAAUGAUAUGCGCCAGAACAUAAUAGACGAUCAAAACGUUUUUCAUUGCAACCUUACGAUAAAGCGUAGAAUCGAUUAUUCUCGCGAACUUUCUCACGAUAGACCAAUCGCUGCCAAAGACGACAUAGUGGAAUUAUUUGAUGACAUUUAAUUGAAGAGGCAAUAAUUCGUGAUAUUACAUUUAAAAAAUAUAUAUAUGCUAAACACUAUGAAUUUCACGAAUAUAAAGAGGUAAAAACUAAAUUUAACUUUAUUGUUUCUACUAAACAUAAUAUUCUUAUAUAAAUAAUGAAGAACUUCAUUUAAUUAUGUAAUAUAAAAUUUUUUAUCGUUUAUAGUACGUUAACAGCUUGUAAUAUUUUAUUUUAUGACUCAAUGUAAUUUUCAUUGAAAUAAGUAUGUAGCUUUAGAUUAUAUUUUGGUCCUAUAUAGUGAUACUGUCUAAUUAAUAGAAUAGAAAAGCAUUUGAGAAAAAAUAAGAUUCUAUCACAGAUUGCAGAAACAGAUGCAAAUAAUGUGCAAAUAAUAUAACAAUUUUUCAUCAAAUGUUUCCAAUUUAACUUCAUUACAAAAUCACAAUUAGACAGUUGUCUUGAAAAAAUAGGAAAAAGAACAAAAAAUAAUCUUAUUUUGUUUAUUUGCUACAUCUCUUAUAUUCUCUUAGUAAAAUAGAACGAUAUCAGAAUUGAUCUAAAAUGAGAAUUUUAAAAACUUGUUGUGACAAAACGAAGGAACACUUCGCAAUGUGUACGUAUUAUGUGCUUAUGUUAUAUAUACGUGAUAUUACUUACAUAUAUAAUAUUACAGAAAGAAAACUUGUUAAUGAAAUAUUUUUAUAUAAUGUGAAAUAAAGCUGUUACAUUGAAAA
Molecule: messenger RNA, 2029 nt
Organism: Formica exsecta
Lineage: Eukaryota; Metazoa; Arthropoda; Insecta; Hymenoptera; Formicidae
Exons: 5
Coding region: 329-1312 (327 amino acids)
Source: RefSeq, a predicted model, not a curated record